Messenger RNA from Chelonia mydas (Green sea turtle), 1806 nucleotides. RefSeq names its product zinc finger protein 821 (gene ZNF821). Lineage: Eukaryota; Metazoa; Chordata; Testudines; Cheloniidae. The record is from RefSeq and is a predicted model, not a curated record.
CCCCCGGCAGCCCCCGUGCACUAGCGGCGCGCUCCCGCGCUGCCGCCAUCUUCGCUCCGUCUGUCUGUCCGGCGGCCCCUUUGUCUGUCCGCAGCCCCGCCCGGCCCAGCGCUGGAGCCGGUGAGCCCUCCGCCGAGGGAAGGACCCCUCUGCUCCUGGGCCAGGGAAACAUGUCCCGUCGGAAACAGACCACUCCUAAUAAAGUUCAUUGUCUCUCGUACCUUGGUUCUGCCAGUCUGAGGCUGAGAUCGGGACCAAAAGGACAGAAGCAGCACUGCACCCAAUGGAAAUCAUUCUCCAGCACUAUUUGGAAUCAUCCACUGGGGGAGCAAGUCUUCGCAGGGCUGGAGGAGCAAGCCCGCCAGGCCAUGAUGAAAAGUGACUUCCCUGGAGCCUUUGGAGACCAGCGGCCGACAAUUCACCAGUUGCAGGAUCAAGACUCCAGCAGCAGUGACAGCGAUGGUGAGGAAGAGGAGACCACGCAGGAUGAAGUCUCUUCUCACACUUCUGAGGAGGAUGGCACAAUGGUGAAAGUGAAAAAGGAAUUAGAAAACGCAGAGCAGCCUGUAGCUGGAAACCAACGGACUGGAGAAAGUGAGGUGAUUGAGGAUUUGAAUACAGCACCCAUGCUGGGACUGUCGCAGUGCCCACUCUGCCAGCUGGAAUGUGGAAGCAGAGAGCAGCUCAUUGCUCACGUGUACCAGCACACUGCAGCUGUGGUCAGUGCCAAGAGCUACAUGUGUCCAGUGUGUGGCAGAGCCCUCAGCUCCCCUGGGUCCCUGGGACGACACCUCCUGAUCCACUCAGAGGACCAACUAUCAAACUGUGCAGUGUGUGGGGCGCGCUUCACCAGCCAUGCCACAUUCAACGGUGAGAAACUGCCGGAGGUGCUUAGUGCAGAUUCCUUGCCCACCCCGCACAGCGAGGGCCCUUCUGGUGCUGAGGAGAAGGACAUUGCCUUUAACGCCCCCGUGUAUCCUGCGGGCAUCCUCCUAGUGUGCAACAACUGUGCUGCCUAUCGCAAGCUGCUGGAGGCACAGGCUCCUGGCGUGCGCAAGUGGGCGCUUCGCCGGCAGAACGAGCCACUAGAAGUGCGGCUUCAGCGCCUGGAGCGGGAGCGCACGGCUAAGAAGAGCCGGCGGGACAAUGAGACACCAGAGGAGCGGGAGGUGAGGCGCAUGCGGGAUCGAGAGGCUAAGCGCCUGCAGCGCAUGCAAGAGACAGAUGAACAGCGGGCGAGGCGGCUACAGAGGGACCGGGAGGCCAUGAGGCUGAAACGCGCUAAUGAGACCCCGGAGAAGCGGCAGGCUCGGCUCAUCCGGGAGCGCGAGGCCAAGAGGCUCAAGCGGCGCCUGGAGAAAAUGGACAUGAUGCUUCGGGCCCAGUUUGGCCAGGACCCCUCUGCCAUGGCUGCUUUGGCAGCCGAGAUGAACUUCUUCCAGCUGCCAGUGAGCAAUGUGGAGCUGGAAAGCCAACUCCUGGGCAAGAUGGCCUUUGAGGAGCAGAGCAACAGCACGCUGCACUAGGCUGUAGCCCAGCCACCACUGCGGCUCCACGCAGCCCACUGGGCGCCAGCAGCCUUGCUGCUGCCGCUCCCCAGAGGGAGGCUCACCUGGCACCUGACUGACCCUUCCUGCCCCGCCCCCUCACAAAAGGCAGAUCUGGGCUGCUCCUGCACGUGGGAAUGGAGCUGGGAGGCUUCUGCUCAGGCAGCACUGGUGAGAGCGGGCUGUCGGGAUACAGUCUGCUCCAGUGGCCAAGCCACAGCCGAUAAACAGAGGGAAAAUAAAUUAAUUUUAUGUGUAA